AAAGCAGGGCACAUUUCGUUCCAUUUGUUCCACGGAGAUCUUGACAUCUAUGAGUCAAAUGAUCGAUUGAACUAUUCUACAUCAACAGAUGUCACCAAUUUUUGCAUCUUAGCUCUCAUAUCUGCAUGAUCCUGCCUAAACAAUGGCUAUGGGGGCAAGCUGGAUGCAAAGAAACAUUGGUGAUUUGGGUUCCAACGCAAAAUUAAAGGAACAUCAUUUUUCAUUACUAUUUAAGUGUGAUGGAUUUCAUAAGGCAUCAUUAAGAAGAAUCAACUGGCCAUUGCAAAUAAGUAAGAACAAAAUGUCUACAUUUUGUUCUUCACUUUGUGAUCCAAUCACAUCGACCUUGCAGAAGAAGAACAAUGAACCCUUGAGUAUGGCAAAUGAAUCAACUCUGAUCAUAAUUCGACAUGGUGAAUCAAUGUGGAAUGAAAAGAAUCUGUUUACUGGAUGUGUUGAUGUGCCCUUAACAAGAAAAGGAGUAGAAGAAGCAAUAGAAGCUGGAAAGAGAAUCAGUACAAUGCCAUUUGACAUUGUGUACACGUCAGCAUUGGUUCGUUCUCAAAUGACAGCAAUGCUUGCCCUAACCCAACACUGCUGCCAAAAGGUUCCAAUAAUUAUUCGUAAUGAGAAUGAAGAGGCCAAAAUUUGGAGUCAAAUCUACAGUCAAGACACCAAGAAUCAGUCGAUUCCAGUUGUUAAAGCUUGGCAGUUGAAUGAACGAAUGUAUGGGGACCUUCAAGGUCUGAACAAGCAAGAAACUGCUGAAAUAUUUGGUAAAGAGCAAGUUUACAAAUGGCGUAGAACAUAUGAAGUUAGGCCUCCUAAUGGUGAAAGCUUGGAAAUGUGCUUACAAAGAGCUGUUGCCUUUUUUAAAGACAAUAUAGAACCACAACUUAUGGCUGGAAAGCAUGUGAUGGUUGUAGCCCAUGCAAAUUCCCUGAGGUCCAUUAUCAUGUAUCUUGACAAUUUAACCCCUCAAGAGGUUAUCAACUUAGAACUAUCUACUGGGGUACCAAUGUUGUACAUAUAUAAAGAUGGAAAAUUCAUCAGGAGGGGAAGUCCUGCAGGACCUAAUGAGGCUGGUGUUUAUGCUUAUACUUCGAAUUUGGCUGUUUAUAAGGAGAAAUAUGAUGAGAUGCUGCAAGUAACCCCUAAAAGAAGGUAGUUUUUCAUUUAUAAUUAUUUAAGAUUUUAUAAACACUAUCAUGGAGUAGGCGUAAAUGUUACAUGUGCUCCAAAAUCACGUCUAUUCGGUCCUUCUAUGUUAUGUAUUGGAACAAUAUAAAUAUGAUAUUGUACUAUAAAAUAUUAUUU
Molecule: messenger RNA, 1317 nt
Organism: Lactuca virosa
Lineage: Eukaryota; Viridiplantae; Streptophyta; Magnoliopsida; Asterales; Asteraceae
Source: the annotation of a GenBank genome assembly